AUGGCUCAGUCUCCAGAACCGCAGAGCCUCACUGGCCUCCUCUUCACUCCUCAAGUCUUCCCCUUCUUCAUCCUCGCCGUCAUCUAUGCCGCCAUCAAGAUCAUCGACCGCACCGAUAUCCCCAAAAUCAAAGGUUUACCCGAGGUUCCUGGUGUUCCCAUCUUUGGCAACCUUCGACAGCUCGGCGACAACCAUGCCGUCAAUGCCAUGAAAUUGGCCAAGAAGUAUGGACCCGUCUUCCAAGUUCGAUUGGGAAAUCGACGGAUCGUGUUUGCCAACACAUUUGACAGCGUGAGGAACCUGUGGAUCACGAAUCAAUCAGCUUUGAUCUCCAGACCAAAGUUGCACACCUUCCACACGGUCGUCUCCUCCAGCGAAGGCUUCACCAUUGGAACCUCACCAUGGGAUGAAUCCUGCAAGAAACGCCGCAAGGCCGCCGCCACCGCUCUCAAUCGUCCCGCCGUUCAAUCCUACAUGCCCAUCAUCGACUACGAAUCCAUCAAGUCGAUCAAAGAAAUGCUGCAAGACUCCCAACAAGGUCAAAUCGACAUCGAUCCCAACCCCUACUUCCAACGUUACGCUCUCUCCACUUCCCUCACCCUCAACUACGGCAUCAAAAUCGAAGGCAACAUCGACGACGGCAUGCUCCAAGAAAUCGUCCACGUCGAACGCGAAGUCUCCAACUUCCGCUCCACCGCCACCAACUGGGCCGACUACAUCCCCAUGCUCCGUCUCCUCCCCGGCGGCUCCGACAAACCACUCGAGUACAAGAAACGUCGUGCCGCAUACAUGCACAAGCUCCUCGGUAUGCUCAAGUCCCGCAUCGCCGACGGCACCGACGCCCCGUGCAUCUCCGGCAACGUCCUCAAAGACCCGGAAGCCAAACUCACUGACGCAGAAGUCAUGUCCAUCGGUCUGACCAUGGUCUCCGCCGGUCUAGACACCGUGCCAGGUAACCUGAUCAUGUGCAUCGCCUACCUCUCCUCCCCUCACGGCCAAGAAAUCCAAUCCCGCGCUCUCGCCGAGAUCCAAAAAGUCUACCCCAACAACGACUCCUGGAAACGCUGCCUCCACGAGGAGAAAUGCAGCUACAUCACCGCUCUCGUCAAGGAAACCCUCCGCUUCUGGUCCGUCAUCCCCGUCUGCCUCCCGCGAACCUCCACCAAACCCAUCCAAUGGGAGGGAGUCACCAUCCCCGCCGGCACAUCCUUCUACAUGAACGCCUACGCCGCCCACUACGACGACUCCCACUUCUCCUCCCCCUUCGACUUCAACCCGGACCGCUACCUCGCCGACGACUCGAUCGACGACGCGGCGGCGAGUCGGGGAACUCCGCAUUAUGGAUAUGGAGCGGGAAGCAGGAUGUGUAUUGGCAGUCACCUGGCGAAUCGGGAAUUGUACACGGCUUUCUUGAGGAUGAUUACGGCGUUUGAGAUUUUGCCGCCGAAGAGGGAGAGUGAUCGACCGAUUCUGGAUGCGAUGGGGUGUAAUAAAUUGCCGAAUGGGUUGACGAUGGAUCCGAAGGGUUUCAAGAUUGGGUUGAGGGUUAGGGAUAAGGGGGCGUUGGAGAGGUGGAUGAGGGAGGGGGAGGAGAGGACGAGGAGUUUGUAG
Zymoseptoria tritici IPO323 is the source of this 1611-nucleotide messenger RNA. It is a transcript of the gene CYP-22, whose product is annotated as putative P450 monooxygenase. Gene Ontology annotation, molecular function: oxidoreductase activity, acting on paired donors, with incorporation or reduction of molecular oxygen; monooxygenase activity; iron ion binding. The transcript has a single exon. The record is from RefSeq and is a predicted model, not a curated record. Bases 1 to 1611 code for a protein of 536 amino acids. NCBI's taxonomy places the organism in Eukaryota, Fungi, Ascomycota, Dothideomycetes, Mycosphaerellales, Mycosphaerellaceae.